CACCCCCUGAAGCCAAAGUAUCAGACGGAACGAGGUGGGUGACAGGGGCAAAAGCAUAAAAAGCACAACUUUUCCAGAGGCUUUCGACGUCCAAGGAAACUGACGGCUUUACUCAAAGCGUUCCAAGGUGAUGGAUGUCGGACUGUACCUACGUCGGAUUCAGUUCCCUGGUAAACCAGAGGCCACGCUUGAAGAUUUACAAAAACUCAGUCGCCAGCAUCUCUUUACUGUUCCCUUUGAGAAUCUGACAAUCCAUUCAGGAGGAAGAAUUCACUUGAAUUUGGGUUGGGUUUAUCAUAAAAUUGUCAUUCAGCACAGGGGAGGGUUCUGCUAUGAGAACAAUAGCCUUUUUGGAUGGCUGUUGUCCCAGCUUGGAUUUAACAUCACCCACCUGGCUGCCCAGGUAAAGAACAACAUCACUAAAUACUUUGGACCUCCUUUUGGCCACCUCAUUACGAUGGUCAACCUUGGGGGACACCGGUGGCUGUGUGAUGUGGGCUUUGGGGCAUACUUCCAGUCUCCGCUCUCCUUAGAGACCGAAUCUAACCAGACUCAACCCAAUGGAGUUUACAGGGUUAAACAAGAAGGAGAGGUCUUGAUCAUUGAAAGAAUGCAGGAUGAAGAGUGCAAAGAUGCUGGUGGUCACAGCAUUGCAGCCAAUAAGGAGGACAUCAGUACAGUCCACAGCUGGAGCGAAUGGGAACAACUCUACAAGUUUACACUGACGCCACGAUCCGUAGAGGAAUUUUCUGAGAUGUGUGUCUAUCACCAGACCUCCCCCAGCUCACUCUUCUACUGCAAGUCCCUUUGUUGUCUUCACCUUCCCAAUGGAGUCCUUUCUUAUGUGGGCCGCAGGUUCACACAUGUGGUUUAUCCAAGUCCAGGGUGCAAAGUAGAGAAGGAGAAGCUUAAUGGCCUGUCAGAUGAAGAGAUUCGGAAACUGUUAAAGGAACGAUUUAAUAUAGUGCUACACUGUCCUCUCAUUCCAAAAGAUGAGCAAAUUAGCAUUUCAGUAGUGUUAAGAUCUGGGCUUUGAUUGCCAUUUUGCCAACCUUAUGGCAGGGUGCAGGAACGACAGAGAGCUGGAUCAAAAUUUGGGGUGCCAACCAAGUUGCCCCGUUUAAUACAAAUGAAAAAUAACCACACCCAGAGUUUCGAGCCAACUUUUAAUGGGACUAAUUUAAUUUAAUCUAGUAGUUCAUCCAUCUAACAAAUGACUCCUCCUUCCGGGAAUCUAACACUUUUAUGGAUGGGGGACCAAAAGGGGUGGAGUCAAGUGCCCUCACUGGGCACUCAAUGCUGCAGGGAGAGGAGAAGACAUUGUUAGCGGUAGUGCCCCCUAGGGCUGGGCUAUGUGACCUCAAGUUAGUACCGGGAUUAUUUGAGCAUUUUACCUCGAUUAUGAUUAAUGAACGAUUAUUUUGUUGUUUUUGUUUGUUUGUUUGUUUUGUGCCCAAGUAGCUCACAGAUGCGAUUUACACUGUAAAUAAGCCCAACUAUUAAAUCUGGGAUUUUUUUGUUUCUAAUGAAAGAGUGCAUAUUUUAUCCUUGUGAUUUUACAACAAUUGAAGGAAUCACACAGAGAUUAAGUAUUUAUAGUUAUUUUCUGAAUAUUUUGAAGAACCAAAAUCAAAGCACACAUUGCUUGAAAUGAAAUGUUUUAUGAAAAAGGUCACAUUGUAUUUUUAAUGUAAAAAGCGAAAUCCCUAAAAAAAGCUGAAAAUAAAUAGCCUGUAUUUCUUGCAAACAAAAUUAAAAUUAUUUUAA
Molecule: messenger RNA, 1767 nt
Organism: Erpetoichthys calabaricus (reedfish)
Lineage: Eukaryota; Metazoa; Chordata; Cladistia; Polypteriformes; Polypteridae
Product: arylamine N-acetyltransferase, pineal gland isozyme NAT-3-like
Exons: 2
Coding region: 131-1036 (301 amino acids)
Molecular function (GO): acetyltransferase activity
Source: RefSeq, a predicted model, not a curated record